CACAAUUGGUGGUUGACUAAAUACUUAUUUGCCCCACUGUAUAUGUAUAUAGUACAAGGACACACAGAAAAAAAGUUGUGUGGAGCUUUUGUAGUGUAUAACUGAACUUUUUUUUUUUUUAUAGCCCAUUUGUGUCACAAAUUCACCCGACUCGUUGAAAGUUCUCGUUCAACCAUUUUUAGUGAAUUAUUUGUUGCUGCACCACACUGGACUAAAGACAAACAUAGAAAACACAUAAAUAUAAGACAAAUGCAUGAAAGACUUUGACAUUGAAGAAGAAAAGUGGUGAAGACAGCUAGGAGGAGAGGUCCAAACUUACCGCUAACAACCUCUCAGACUUCCUGGUGGGCUAAGAUGAUAAUUAAAAAAGAGAGAGAGAGACAGUGACAGAAAGAGAGGGAGAGAACGACAUCAGUUGUACCACUGCAGCCUGUGUCUUCAUCUGAUCUGCUCACUUUGUGGCUGCGCGAAUAAUGAAAAUCAAAACCAAAGCACAUGCACAUACUAAAAAAGUGUACACUGGCUUUUACCUCUUGUUUGGUGACCUUGGAGCUGUCUUUGCCCUCAGAGCCCUCAGGAGACUGUCGGGGAAACCACAGUGAGCAAAAAGUACAUCAGUGCCUUGAGUGCUGAAACUUCUUUUUUUUUUUUACAGGCAAUUGCUUUUAAGGCCAAAUUUGAAUUAAAAUGUUUUUAUCUGCUAUUGCUCAAGUAACGUUAAAGAACAGAGCUAGAUUCGCCAUUUCAUUCAGACAAAUUCAAAAUGAAAUCACUUUCAAAGGGUAUGGUGAAUAUGUUCCCAUUGAACUAUCUACAGUGGAGAGAACAAGUAUUUGAUACACUGCCAAUGGGAAAACCCAUUGGCAGUGUAUCAAAUACUUGUUCUCCCCACUGUAUGUUGCGAAUGGAGCCAAACUUGACUGAAGUUUUUGGAAAUUUUAAGUUCACAGACUAAGCUAAGCCCUUUAAAAGCACAACAUCAAACAAAUUCUACAGUAUGAUUGUGACUUUCAGCUAUAGACCCCAUUUACCUACGUCACACAAUCACGUGAUCGCUAUAUUGUGCCGCCAUAUUGUCCGUCAUUGUGUGUCCGUACUGUCAAUGAUCGUAGUUUCUAAAGGUGGAUUUACUUGCAAAUUAUGGAAGCCCCGGUGCUUUCAGACGCUGUAAACUCAUUGGAUGAGUUACAUAAAAGCCUUUAUUCGGAAAAGCUUCGGUCGAUCCAGUCGCCAGAUCUAUAUUUGAUGAAAUCGAUGUUUUUCGACCCGCUGUCUUCGUCGUCUCUGCCUGAACAUCUCCUACCCGGAUAUCUGCAACUACAGUAUCUUGUCCAUACGAAGUCAGCCUAUUCUCACGAAAGUUUGAAAAACUUAAGAGCUUGGAGGCUUAUAAAUACUUUGUUGCUGGUUGGGUAAAACAGAUCCUUUUCCACGAGAAUUCGGCAAGAAUCUAUCUUGUGCUUGGGAAGGUGAGUUACGAAAUUUUCAAUUCAAAUCUUUUAUUCUUGCUAACAUCUCAGUACGUGGAUUGCCAUGCCCAAAAAUAAAUGAUUGAUAUACACCGCUGAAUGUGAGGUCGUGUGUUCGAUCCUAUUCCCUAAAUGCCUAAAACUCUCUAAAUAUAUAUUAAAUGCAUCUUACCAGAUAUAAAAUUACUACUACAUAGUCUGUGGUGAUCGUUUGGUGCCCAGUUUUGUCGUCUAAUUGCAGCAAUCCAUUUCGCUCUCCUCUUCGGGUCUCUCGCUAUACGAUAGAACUUUAAGUCUCUCCGUUUAUCUUCCCUGUUACUGCAACCAACCGCCACACAUGCCUUCACCAUUUUGAUUAAAAAAUGUUAACGAUUUCUAAAUAAGCAGAAGACAUUUGAAGCGAGUCUGAAACUCAACUGGACCUUUUCGUCGGAAAACGUUCCGUGAUUAGGCGGUCCUUCUUGACUUCAUUAGCAACUAGUUGCUAUACUCCGGACAGCUUUGAUGUUAACUUUUUUCGAUGUAAAAAAAUUGCCUGGAUGUGAUUUUUGUUGUUGUUGUUGCUUCGAUUCAAAACACUUUUUUGCUUCAACCUCCCUUUAGGGGCAGUUUUUUUUUUAAAACGUCAACUUUUUUUCCCCCUCUCUGUCUUUUUUUCUUCUUCCAUGUCACCUUAGGGGCUCCGUAAAAUUCAAAUGUGUCAACGAUUGUCAGGAAGGUUUUUGGGUUCGUUUACUAGGUGGUGAUUCUUUAGACAAGCAGAAACACACGCAGUGAUAGGAGGAAAGUACAUAGUGGUAACAUGUAAACACGAUCAGAUGACGGAAAAUAUGGCGGCAUAAGUCAGGGGGCGAUGUUGUGACGUCACGUGAAUGAGGUCUAUAAUGUACUUCAAAGCAGUUGAUAUCUUUAUUACCGUUUCCUGUUUUCAAUACGAUGGGGACUGCCAAUCAUUUCAAACUGAUGUAAAAACAUUCUGAACAAACAUUGGAACUACUUUAUCAUCUAGAUCAGUGGUUCUUAACUGGGGUUUGGUGAGUAAGCCUCAGGGUGAAAGUUACACUGAACCCUAUUUUGUACACUGACUGAAUCUAGGCAAAGUGGCGUUUUAUACCAGGUUUUGGACUGGGGGCCCUCAAUUUACAGGCUUUAUCCAUUUCUUUCACCUGCUAGCGCUCUAUCUAAUGGGAGGAGGGUUCGGUUUGCUCAGUGGAAGGUUGACUGGCACUUGUUAUGAGGAAGUAUAACAGACCUACGGACGGUGUGAACUUUUACGCUAGAAAAAUAGUAUGUGAUGCAAGGAUGUGACAAAAAAAUGACAAUAUAGACAUAAAAAAGGAACAGUGUGAAAUCAGUUUUAUUUUUCAAUGUGAAAAUCGACAGUAAAAGGCGAAAUUAUUUGGAGUAAAUUUAAAAUCUAGAAGAAAUCGGAACAGUAAUUCACUUAGAAUGUUAGAUUUGCUUUAUUAUGAAAUUCUGAAGGGGUUCAAUGCAUAGGCGGAGUUUGACUUUUGGGCCAGGGGGGGCACAACAUGUUGAUGACCCCAAAACGCAGUGUCAGCAAUAAAAUUAACUUACAAGAAUAUUUAUAAUAAUAAGUUGAAAAUUAGUGGGGUUUUUUUUGUUUCCCAUCAUUCUUGAGGGGAAUUCUAAAUCAGGCUGCUUAGGCAAUACUUUUCGCCAAGCUCAUCAUCCAUUGAAUAUAUACCAUAUUCCGGUGCCGAGCCAAAGUCAAAAGCCAAAGUGACCCCAGUCAAAAAUGUUAUCCCCUGUGCGGAGCCAUAUGGAGGUAGAUAUGUGUCUUUAUUAUUCGAUCCAAAAAAUAUGUGAAUGCAAAAAUAAAUUUGAAACUCAAAAAAAAAAAAAAAAAAAAAAAAAAAAAGCAUUUGAAAGCUAGUUUUCUUUGAUUUUUUUUUUUUUUUGAUUGAAGCAACUUUUUGUAAUAUUGUAAUAUUAUGUAAUGUUGUUUUGCGUUUGGGCCUCAUUUUGGCCAGGACAUUUGUGUCUUUAUUAUUCAAUCAAAAAAUCAGUUUCUUAAAACAAAAAAUAUGUAUUUUCAAACGAAAAAUCAUUUCAAUCAAAGAGAAAUUUCAAUGAUAGAAAAAAGUCUUUGAAUGCGAAAAAAUAUAUGAGACUGACACAUUUGCAUUUUAACACUUAAUUUUUCAUUAAAAUUUUUUAGCAAUCCUUUUUGUGUUUGGGCCAUAUUAUGGGUAGGACAUUUGUGUGUAAAUCAUUAAAUACCCAAAAAGUUGUUUAAAUGAAAAAAAAAAGUUUUCAAUCAAAGAAAAAAAAUCAUUUGAAAAAUAAAAUUGCCCUCCCCUAUUUUUUUUCUUUAUUAUAUGCAAAGCAAAUGACCGUCUAAGGUGCUAGUCACAUGAUCUGUUCAAAAAAUAAUUUUGACCCAUUAUAAAAAUAUCUUUUUUUGUUUAUUUCAUUCAUUUUUUCGGUUUUCUUUAUUGCUUUACAACUUUUGUACAUAUAGGAAAGUCAAAUUACAUGCAAUGACACUUUUCGGCCACCGGGGGGGGGGGGGGGGCUGUCCCCCCGGCUCCCCCCCUUAAACUCCGCUUAUGGUUCAGUGAAUGCACCUGUAAAUCCUGUGGGGUUUGUUACCUUUAGCAAGGUUAGGAACCACUGAUCUAGAUGUAUAAAAAAUGUACUUGGAGGAAUUUUUUUUGUAUUUUUUUUUUUUUUUUAAGAAAUUUGUUAUGCUUGUUUUCCUAAGCCUUUAACCAUCCAUUGUUAUUUAACAAUAUGUCCUCCACAUUGCCCAUUGUUAGUUUUUUUUUUAAACAUAAUUUGUAAUUUGUCUGUUAUAUCCGUAUUUAUGUAUCCUGUCCCUAGUUAUUAACCCUGUAACGGAAUCAUUACCCGACCAGAUUAGCGUUUCCUCCAGGAAGGCGGGCUGCUAAACGCGCAUGCGCAAUAUCCCAUACAAACAAGCGGAGGAGGCGGGUCCAUAGUGUUGGUUUAGGAUGGGCCCAGAGACCCCCAUCACAUACACAUACACACAAUGGUAUCAUCCAGGUGGUACACGAAUAUGUACAACAACGACUACAACAGCCUUGACCGUUCCGACCCCUCCCGUAUUAUUUUAUAUUUUUCAUUACACUACAUCGCCGACAGUGGACGCUUCCGUUAUCACAUUUGAUCAUCUUAUCCAUUUUACGACGCGUCCUCGUGACAUUGUCCACGGAAAACACGGAAGUGGAGGGUAAACAGAACGAGUUGACGAAGAGGGAAAAAUAAAAUUAGAUUUCAUUUCACGCGCGAUGCUGUCUUAUUUAAAAACCAAAAUUGCGACGAGGACGAGCCGUCAAAAGCAGCGGCGACACUCACCUUCCUCUUCGGCAUGUUGCUCGUCAAAGGAAAAGCACCAAAAACGACGCUGAGCUAUGAAGCCUCCAAAAGUCCACACGGUGAGAUUAUUCCAACUAGCUCGCUAUAGAGGAUCGAUAUCUAAAAAGCACCUUGGCUAAUAUGUUGAUUAUUAUGCACUCCCCCAAAACUCUGUGCCUCGGCAAGCCAUUGGCCAGCACACGCCAAAAUCUCUCCCGUACUGUUGUAUCAUUGGUCCAUGCUGUUUCCAUGUAAAUAAGAGCGUCCCAGACGUUUUGAUUGACAUCCGUCACUGGCCGAUUCCGAUUGGCUGAGCGGUUAGCCAUGGCACCCGCCCACUCCCUUUAUCCUCAAGGCGAGCAGUGAUGACAGCCAAGCCUUCCUGGCUCUCGGCGGAUCUGGCUCAUGUUGGACCGUAUUGUUGAUUGUCUCAACAUAACAAACAAAGAAAUCGAAGCAGGAAAAUUAACACAAUGCCACGCGUGGACUAUAUCUAGAACAGCGGGCAUAGUGUGCUGUGGAAUUCUACCACUUCUAUAGUGUUUAACCAGAAAUUACAUGGUAACAAAGCAUACAUAUGUAAAUACCGUUUGAAUCAGUAUUCAUACAGAAAGUAAAUGUACUGUUUUUGACAGUUUUUUUUUUCCUAAAUAAGUAAACUCAAGCAAAUCUCCUAUUGCUGGUGGGGAAAUUAAACACAAAAAUCCCUGAUGUACAACAUGUGAUUUGUCAUCUGUGAUUUGUGCGUCACAGGUGGCAAACGCAAGGCCACCAUAUGCAGCCCUCAACAUCAAUUUAUGUGGACAGCCCACAAAAGUUUGACUAAAAUUUCAUGCUAAAUGUGGUAUGUGAGUAUGGCUAAAAUCUAAAAGAUAAUGUAUCAAUGUAAUAAUAAGGUUAUUAUGAUGCUUUGUGAGCAUUUGAGUGCUUCAUUAGUGGAAAAUCAACAAUACGCAGCAAAUAGACGGGGUGAAAAGCGUGCGGCUUGGGGGACAUUUAAUGGCCAGAAGGAGAAUUUGAUGUUUUCUAUUGUGCUUUUUUACCAGCUAAAAAAGAGGUGACCUGUGUAAGAGGUCAGUAUAAAUACUAGAAUCCAGUCUAUGUACUGCACAUAUGAGGUGCAUGCAAAUUGUGAUUUUAUCCUGACUCCAGAACCUUUGAAACUAUACACACGACCUUUGUUUGUAACAUCACAUGAGCAGAAGUGUGUGGUUAAAGCCACAAAAUGACAAAAGAGCUUUUCUGCGGACAAAACAAACUAAAAAAAAAAAUCCUCGUCAUGAAGCGUGCAAGUGUUGAAAAACCACAGUCAGCUAAAUUUAACAAUGAGGAGCACACGUGUAACACGUCAAGUGUGUAUAGAAAUGUAUAGAAUCUCUGCUUAUAGAACACUACAUAAGCCUUUUUGGAAGGAGCGGGGGCAUCUUUGUGUAACUUUUAUGCUAAAUGUAGCUAUUGAUGGAAAAAAAUCUUUUAUUAGUAGGAAUUUUUGAACUUUUGAAAAUAAUAAAACGACUAACAAACAAUACCACGAGAGAGUGACAGACGUUUUCUCAAAUACUGGCCUAUAGUCAAAUACAGUGGUACCUCGACAUAUGGUCGCUUCGACACACGAUCUUUUCGACAGCCGAUGUAAAACUUGACUCGCCAUUUGUUUCUAGCAUGCUCGAAAUACAACUAUUUAUGACAGCGCCGCAGGUUUUGUUUUCCCGUAAGACGGACGCACGGCAGAUUUUCUUUUGAGAGGAAUCAACAUGGGUUCCAAGAAGGUUAGUGCAGGUGGUGAAAAAAAGGUGAGGCUUACCAUUGAAAUGAAGAUGGAAAUGAUAGAAAAAUAUGAACGUGGUGUGCGCUUCCAUUAACUGGCUCGACAAUAUGGCCGUAGUGUGUUUACGAUCUCGACAGUCAUCCUCCAACCUCGAUUCACCAGUCUUUAAAAGUUAAGGUGACAAUUAGAACGGCUUUCUUUCACCUGCGCAACAUCGCCAAAAUUAGAAAUAUUUUAUCUAAAAGCGAUGCAGAAAAAUUAAUUCACGCGUUCGUUACAUCGAGAUUGGAUUACUGUAACUCCCUACUUGCAGCUUGUCCUAAAAGCUCUCUAAAAGGUCUUCAGCUAGUCCAAAACGCAGCAGCAAGACUUUUAACAGGAACCAAUAGAAGAGAGCACAUCACCCCUGUGCUCCAGGCACUUCACUGGCUUCCAGUCGAGUUUAGAAUUAAAUUUAAAAUCCUCCUUCUUACAUUUAAGACCAUUAAUGGGUUGGGGCCAUCUUAUCUCACCGAUGCUCUGGUUCCAUACCGCCCCAACAGAACACUCCGAUCUCAGAAUGCAGGUCUACUGGUAGUUCCCAGGGUUCAUAAAAGUACUGUCGGAGCUAGAGCCUUUAGCCACCAAGCCCCUGUUUUAUGGAAUCAGCUUCCAGCUAGUAUUAAAGAAGCCGAGACAGUUUGCACAUUUAAGAUUAGAUUAAAAACGUUCCUAUUCGACAAAGCUUAUAGUUAGGCUAGUUGAAGUCGGAAUAGACUCAUAGUUUAAGUUGCACUAGAAGCUAUAAUGCUGGGGGGCAGUACAGCCGCUGAGUUCUAUCUCCUUUUCUUACUCUACCUACCACUUGUCUUACUUUAUUUCUAUUUUCCAAUGUUAAUAUCUAGUUGUCUAGUCUCUUCAUCACUAGUCACCCGGUGUCCCCUUUCCCCCCUCCCCUCUGGGGAGGGGCUAUUUUUCAGCUGCAGCCUCCUGACUGUCCGGACCCCUGGCUGGAUAGACGUCCUCGCUGCUACCUCCGUCUCAUCUGACUAGAGGGACCUCUUCUUGCUCCUUUACUCCACUGGAUUUUUACGGACUAUAAUUUCGCUUGCUAAUUUCCAUUAGCCGUUCUGGGGUUCCUGUCUAUCCGUCCUGGGAGUGGAUCUCUCCUGACUGUGGUACUCCCCAAGGUUUCUCAUUUUUCUCCCAAUUGACUCUGGAGUUUUUGGAGUUUUUCCUUGCCGGCAUGGAGGGUCUUAAGGAUAGGGGAUACCCAGGACUUGAACUGUAUCUAUUCAUCUUUGUUGCUUCAUUUCUAAUUGUGUAUCAUAUUGCCUCUGUAAAGUCCUUUGAGACCUCUGUUGUGAUUGAGGGCUAUACAAAUAAAAUUGAAUUGAAUUGAAUUGAAUUAUUAUUCUAACAUCACCAAAAAAAUCGCCAGCUCCGCCAGUCUUUUAAUCAUUUAUUUGAGAACUUGUGAAACACAACAUGCCUACUGUCCGCCGCAGCUGAACAUGAAAAGUGAAAGUAAAAAGUCCUCUUUCACUCUGUCAUGUCAGCCACGCGGUGCGUUCAGGUACACCACGCAAAACACACCUGCCCCAUUAGAACCCGAUUCGUUACAUUAUUACAGGUAUUAUCAUUAUUACAAUUAUUAUCAUUCUGAUUUUUAUUCAUAAUUUAUUUGUUUUCCUCUGUGUAAUUGCUACUUGCGUUAGUACCAGCAGUAUUUAUUAAGGAUUUAGUGUCGGUUUUCGGGCUAUGGAAUGAAUUGGGGAAAUCCUGCUCGACAUACGACCAUUUUGAUUUACAAACAAGGUCCUGGAACGAAUUAACGAUGUAUGUAGAGUUACCACUUCAGACACCAUGCCAUUAAUGACCUCACCAAAGAAGCACCGCACAUCAAAUAUAACCUGUUCUAAUCUCUAUUCCGACAUGAAAGGCAGGGUUUGACUAACAUCUAGUGGUGACCCAGAGUAAUGCAGUUUGCGCUUUUGACGUUGUGCUUUUCUGGGGUCAAAUUUACAAAACAAUUUAAAAGCAAGCCUGUCCAUGUAAAAUUAUUUUAAUUUUUUUUAAAAAAGUAAUAUUUACUACUUAUUGUUGUCUUUUCUCUUCACGUGUUUGAUUUUUGUUGGUUUGUUGUUGUUGUUGUGCACAUCCGGCAUAAUUGCCUUUUUAACCCGAGAAGUAAAAAUAAACUACGUAAUCUAUUUUUAAUACUAUUUGAAGUUGAACCUCCUCCACCCCGCCUCCUCCUGUCCCUGAUCUCAUAUGACGUCAUCGUAGCGGCGUACUUGUCCGUGUCGGUGCAAUGAGGAUGUCUCACGCGGCAUUCAUUCACAUUCGUCUAUCCAGUCAUGCAUGCAUGCUUGCAACGACAUAUGCAUUCAAUUACAUGUCAUGUCACCAUCUAAGCCGCUUUGGGAAGUAAAUAUACAGAAUAAACACACGAACACUGCCAAAUAGGCGGGACUUCCUGCCGGUUGUCAACAGAGUUGGGCUGGUUAUCACAGUGCGCACACAUUACAGUGCAUCGAUCAGAUAGCAAGCAGGUUUCACCACAUAAUGCCGGUUCAUCUGCUACGUGGAGGCCUAGCCCUUUUGGCCCUUUUGUGGAGCCUCGAGUUGCCUUUAGUUUCUCUCCGUCACUUGAAAGUGCGACCCCAACUGCUCCUGGUGUCCUUCGAUGGCUUCCGCUGGGACUAUGUGAACCGUGUUCCGACGCCAAACUUUCACGCCCUAAUGGAGGAAGGUGUGACAGUGGAGCACGUGGAGAACGUAUACAUCACUAAGACCUUCCCCAACCACUACAGUAUGGUGACAGGUCUCCACGCCGAAUCACAUGGCAUCGUCGGUGACCGGAUGCUUGACCCAAGUCUCAACCUCUACUUCUCCUUUGACAAUAACAGCAUCUAUGAGUCACAUUGGUGGGAGCAGGCAGAGCCCCUGUGGGUUACCAUUCAGAAGUACGGGGGGCGGAGCGGCGCUGCUAUGUGGCCCGGUUCUGAUGUGAAGAUCCAUGGAAUGUACCCUACUCAUUACCUCCCACGUGAUGCUUCACUUAGCUUCGAGUCCCGGGUCGAAAACCUGAUUAAAUGGUUCUCUGCUCUUGACCAGGAGGCAGUAAAUUUUGGGGUCCUGCACUGGGGGGAACCGGACGCAAGUGGACACAAGUUUGGACCCGAGAGCACCCUGAUGGAUGCUGUCAUCGCUGACCUGGAUGAAAAACUCGGCUUCCUGCGCAAUAAACUGAAGACAGCGGGCCUUUACGAGAGAGUCAACUUGGUGGUGACCAGUGACCACGGCAUGACGCAGGUUUUCCCCGAUAAAAUCAUUGAACUGGACGUGUAUGUAGGAAGAGACUUGUACAGCUGGGUGGACAAUAGCCCCGUGAUGGGAAUACUACCCAGAGAAGGAAAGCUGGACGAGGUUUAUGACAAGUUGGUUGACGCCAACCCCUACAUGACAGUCUACCGAAAAGACGCCAUCCCCGAACGCUUCCACUACCGCCACAACACCAGGAUCAUGCCUAUCUUGUUGGAGGCUCAGGAGGGAUGGAUCAUCGUGCAGAACAGGAGCACAAUGAUCACGUUGGGAAAUCACGGCUACGACAACACUCUACGCAGCAUGCAGCCCAUCUUCCUGGCCCGCGGUCCAGCCUUCUGCCAGAACUACGUGAAGCCCACCAUGCGCACUGUGGAUCUGUACCCCCUCAUGUGUCACAUCCUGGCCGUCCCACCUCUGCCCAACAACGGUUCCCUGCUAGAUGUUGAGGACCUGCUGCGCCCAGAGUCUAUGGCGUUCCCACCCAACAUCUCACACGCCAGUAUGGUAGUGGGCGUCCUCAUCGGGGCAAUGCUGGUAGUGGGCUUCCUAUUAGUGUUCGUGCGGCAGGUGACGCUCAAGCAGCUUCCUUCGCUCAGACACAUCCGCAGGGAGAUGUCACAGCCUUUACUGCAAGACGACUUGAACCUGUAGAUGGAAGAAAACAAAAAUGCUGGACUAGAAUCCCGUGGAGGAGGUCCAAUCAGGAGAAGGUGGGGAUUCUGUUCCAAUGUGGUAGGAUUUGAAAACCUUUAUGUGAAGCUUUUAUUAAGUUGAUUUGAUUGUUGAUUCGAAGUUCUGAAAGGGUGGAAAAUUUCUAUUCAAUUUCUGUAAAGUUUACAGAAAAUUUACAAUGUAAGUAAAGCUUGCAAACUUUUUAGAUUUUUCAAAUUGAAGGUCUUCCAUAAUAAUUACAGGAAUUUAUGUGAAUUUAGUUGAAAUUGCUCAUACUUCCAUUUUUUCCUCACUAAACAAGUCAAUAAUAGCCAACUUUUUUUUCUGAAGGGGAGGCUAUUGAGUAGUGCUCGAAAUCAAUGUAGCACUCUAUUUGUAUGAAAUCUGGUCUGGUUAUGGAAGUCUAGGUUAUGAAAAUGCAAAGGCGUAGGUUUGGUUUCAAUAUUGGUAGGGAUGAUAUAUCAGCGUAACCUGCAUGUACACUUUUUGCUGGGGACGGGACAUUAAUAAGACCAAACAGAUUGGGUGAACGGGGGUAAGGGCUACAUUUCUCACGAAUAUGAAUCUAAGUAAUUGAUACGCUAAAUGAUUAAUGCAAAAUAAAUCUGUAUUGAUUUAUACUUUCACACUGCAAAUUAAUAACAUCUUCAUCUGAUAAUUUUUCUUAAAUCUAGUCGAAUAAUUUCAUCUUGUUUUGAGUGUUAAGGAUUAGUUAACAGAUUAAUACGUCAGAAUAUUCCUCUUGUAUUAAGUAAAUAUUUCUUAUUUGUUCGUAUUAAGCCCAAAUAUCUAAAAGAUGGUCAUUUUUCACCUAAAUCCUGAAAAAUUGCUUUCAAAUUAUGUUUUGAACAUUAUUUAUCCUUGAAUUAAGAACAUUUCUGAGAAACAAGUUUUUUUUUAUUGAUUAGAUAUCCAUAGGCGGAGUUUGACUUUUGGGCAGGGGUGGGCACAACAUGUUGAUGACCCCGAAACGCAGUUUCAGAAAUAAAGUUAACUUACAAGAAUAUUUAUUAUAAUAAGUUGACAAUGGGCGUUUUUUGUUUCCCAUCAUCCUUGAGGGGAAUUCUGAAUCAGGGUGCUUAGGCAAUACUUUUCGCCAAGAUGGUCAACAACUGAAUAUGGUACGCCUGCCGGUGUCGUGCCAAUUUAGUUACCCCAGUCAAAAAUGGUAUCCCCUGGGCAGAACCCUAUGUAGGCAGAUUUAUGUCUUUAUUAUUCAAUCAAAAAAAAGUUGCUUCAAAAAAAAAAAAAGAAAAAAAAAUAUAUUUUCAAUCAAAAAAAGUCGCUUCAAUUUAAAAGAAAAAAUGUGUUUGAAUGCAAAAAUAAAAUGGAAACUAAAAAAUACAUGUGAAAGCUAGUUUUCUUUGAUUUAAAAAAAAAUUGUUUUUAAUGCAGCCCCCAAAAAGAUAUAUUUUCAAAAGAAAAAUCCAUCAAAAAAAGAAAAAAAUCAAUCAUAGAAAAUGUUUUAGAAUGUGAAAAAAUAUUUGAGAUUGAAAAAUUUGAACACCUAAUUUCAUUGAAAAGGUUUGAUUGAAGCAAUUAUUUUUGUGUUUGGGGCUGUAUUAUGGGUAGGACAUUUGUUUCUAAAUCAUUCAAUCCCCAAAAAAGUUGCUUCAAUCAAAAAAAAAAAAUUUCAAUCAAAGAAAAAAAUCAUUUGAAAAAUAAAAUUGGCCUCCCCUAAUUUUUUUUCCUUUGAAAAUUAUAUGCAAAGCAAAUGGCCAUCUAAGGUACCAGUCACAUGAUCUGUUCGAAAAAAUAAUUUUGAGCCAUUAUAAAAAUAUGUAUUUUUUGUUCAUGUCAUUGUAACAUAUAUAUAUAGGAAAGUCAAUUUUAUGCAAUGACACUUUUCAGCCACCGGGGGGCCUGGCCCCCCUUAAAAUCUGCUUAUGUUGAUAUCAACCCUUUUUGCUUAAAAUAGGUCUGGUAAGCUUAUUUUCAGAUAGCUAUUUUUCUUAUUUCAAGAAAUUACACUGAAAACAAGGGAAGUUCACUGGUUUUAAGGUUGUGUGUUUUUGCAGUGCAUACAUAUUGGUUCAGAUGAUACACUGUUCGCUUCAAACCUUUGUUUUCAAAAACUACUAAAGAAACAUUUUGAAUUUUUCCAGAAUAUAUGUCUGGAUUUUAUCAGCAAAUUUAAAUUGCGAUGUUUGAACAUAAGUUAACAUACCCAAUAAAUAUACAAACUUGUUAAUUAUAUCUUAACUAUCCAGGAAGCAAGAAAUAGACAUAUGUCUUAAGACCACUCAAUAUUGUCUGUCAGAAAUAAAGAAAUUAAAAUAUAACUGAAGAAAACUUAGUCAGGGAAUAACAAAAAUAAACAGAACCUUCCUUUAGGUAAAACACUUCUGCUUUUGUCCACAAGCACAGCCAAACUCAACAAAAAAUGAAAGCUUCUUUGGGCUAUUUUAAGACCACAUGAAUAAAAUAAAAAUGAAAAUUAGGGAGAAGUGGGUAAACCUCGAUUCAUUACAUUUCUCACAGUUUAACGUUACCGGUAAAAAACACAUACACGAGGAUAUUUCUCUCAAAGCAGCUUCCUAGUCGAGUUCGGGAAAUUCACACAGAUUAAUGUUAUGCUGACUCUGAUGCAGGUCGGACUUUCAGUAGAAAAAUUAGUGGUGUGUUCCCCACCUCACAUUACAUUACGUACUGUGGCUGCUGCUGGCGGGAAAAAAAUUUCUAAUAUUCCUUUAUUCUUCGAAGGGGGCGGAGGAGGCGGCAUUGUUGUAUUUGUGUUGGGACUGUGGUUGCAUGUGUGUGUGUGUGGGAGGGCGGUCAAGUCUUCAGCCAAUCAAAAAUGCGUUCGAGGGGGAAUAAAUGGACUGGCACAUUCAACAAGUGAAAUGGGGUCAAUAUAAGUCUGAACAUCAUGAAAGUACUGUUAUUCACAUAAUGAUGGUAGGGUCUAACGUACGAGAAGACAAUCUAAAUGAUCUAUAGAAUUGAAGUCAUUAUAUAAUGUAGAUAAGGUUGCUUAAAAGUUGGUGGGGACAAUUGGAGCAUCCUGAAAAGUUGGUGGUGUUAUGUCCCUACCGUCCCUAUGCAAACCUACGCCCUUGUGAAAAUGAGAUUUGUUUCCCAAUAACUUGUUUCCUUCUAAGAGCCCGCCUUCAAAAUUGUAAAUAAAACUUUCCACCUGUUAAUUAAAACAAAUUCCCAUGGAAAGCUUCCGAGUAUGAAAUUCUGCACCCUUAAUCGUGAACCUCGAUCAUCCCAUUUUCUUUAAAUCUGUACUACCUUUCUUGAUUGUCAGUGACACGCACAUGCCUUGUGUGAAGCUGGUUAAGUAUUGUUAAAGUGUAAAACAGAGCAAAAUGGCAUCUUUGUUUUCACAACAGCAGCUCUUCUGGCUUUGCUUAUAAAAGAUAUUUUCUUUAUAUCAACGGGACCCAACUGGAGAAUGAAGCUGACUUGAAAUCUGCUGCCUUGUGAGCUAGUAUUAAAAGGCCCAGUCCACAUGGAAACUGAGCCAAUCUGUUUUUCAUUUUUAAAGAGAUUCUCUUAAACAAUUGUUUUUCAAGAAUUGUCAUGUUGCUGUUCGUGUCCUUGCGUGGUGCAAGCAUUUUGAGGCCUAAAAAUGUUGCCACUUUGGUGCAAAAGAAGAAAAAUCAGAACUUGCGAGUACCAGUGUUAUUAUAAUGGUGAACCUGAGGGUUUGAAUUUUCAACAAGACAAAGACUUUGAGACAAUCUCAUAAAAGUGACGUAAGGUUUGAUGUUUCGUCUUACUAAGCACUUUUCAGUAUUUAUUCAAUCCUUGGUGACUACCGUAAAAGUCCAUGGACUUGUACAAUUGUCUUACUAGCAACAUCUUUGCAUAAUUGUAAGCCAAAAUUGCAAGGAGUGAUUCUAAAAAAUAGAAUAAUAUAGUAAUCGUAAGACUGUUGUUGUAUGCUGAUUUGUCUUACCAGUGAAGACAAGUGUAAAAUUGAGGUGGACACCAAGGAUGUGGAAUAAAUCCUUAUCUUUUCCUAUCUUUCUGUGUUUGAAUGUCACCCGGCAACUGCUCAUAUAUUUUAUUCGUUACAUUCAGCCUCGCUAUGUGUCGUAACGUCUUAGGGUGUAAUUCUUUUGUAUCUAUUUCUAUGUGAGUAGAAUGUCAUGUGCAGUUUUGCCAUUGUCAGUAAUUUCUUCUGUGUUGCUUCUGGCCAGAACUGUUCUUACAAUUUGCACUACAUGACCGACAGGGGGCAGUAGGUUAUGUAUCCAUUGCACUCCAUCUUGUAGUAGACAAAAAAAAAAGUUGGUGCCUCUCGCAAAAUAGAUUUAAAAUCAUUGAAUCAGUGCAGUCAAACAAGUGUUAGUGAGUUAAGGAUAUAAGUAUUUUUAUGUUUUGGGCUUUUAGAUAGCUCUAGCAUUAACAAGGUACCUAAGCUCCCUGACCCCAAAUGACACUGUGAUGUAUUUUCCAAUUUCUAUGGUAAAUUUUCAGACAGAACGGAAAAGUGUCUUCUGACAGAUGAAUGAAAUACACAUGCAUACACGCAUAUAUUUGAAUGAUUUGUUCAAGGAAUACUUGAAAGAUGGGUUGCAUUUAUGAAGUGUAACUACUGUGAUCAAGAAAUGAAAUGUUCAAAGCAUUAAAAUGCCUUCUGAGUGAAAAGAA
Molecule: messenger RNA, 15165 nt
Organism: Corythoichthys intestinalis (scribbled pipefish)
Lineage: Eukaryota; Metazoa; Chordata; Actinopteri; Syngnathiformes; Syngnathidae
Gene: enpp5
Product: ectonucleotide pyrophosphatase/phosphodiesterase 5
Exons: 4
Coding region: 9127-10539 (470 amino acids)
Source: RefSeq, a predicted model, not a curated record